Molecule: messenger RNA, 1655 nt
Organism: Panicum virgatum (switchgrass)
Lineage: Eukaryota; Viridiplantae; Streptophyta; Magnoliopsida; Poales; Poaceae
Product: OVARIAN TUMOR DOMAIN-containing deubiquitinating enzyme 4-like
Exons: 7
Coding region: 551-1441 (296 amino acids)
Biological process (GO): protein deubiquitination; endoplasmic reticulum unfolded protein response
Cellular component (GO): nucleus; cytosol
Molecular function (GO): cysteine-type deubiquitinase activity
Source: RefSeq, a predicted model, not a curated record
CUGGCUGCAAUCUGAAAACGGUGGGACUUAACUCCGCGGUCCGCGCCGCAGUGUCCGUCAAUUCUACUGUGUUUCGUUCAUCUGUUUGUUGCAUUUCCGAUUACAGUAAUGGAUUGGCACUGUGGAUUGGAUGCCCUUGAGUCACGGUUGAGGUUGUGCUAUUCUCGUUGUGAAGGAUUAGCCGAGAAUGUGAUGUCAUUUCAACGACUGUUUCGGCAAUCUGCUUCCCUUGCUUCCAAUGUUUUGCUCUCUAAAGUUUGCAUAAGUUAACUACCCCAGACUGAGGGCAAGUAAAGAAUAUAACCUUGUGGAUCUUGCGUUGUUUAGCAGCUAACCAUCAUAUAAGACGGUAACUAGUACCAAUUCUUUAUCAAAGUCAUGUAGUCCACACAACCUUGUUGGCCUUGUCGUCUUGAUAAUACCAAUGUGUUGCCAUUUGGGUAUAGUGUUACGGUUGAAGACACUGCAUUACUGUUUCCAACUCUGCCUGUGCUAUCUGUUUGAACAAUAUGGGUUCAAUUUGACUAGCUAUUAGUACUGCUUUACCUGGAUGCGGCUCUACUCAUCUGCACUCUGUUUGUGGCGAUCAAGCAUGCAUUACCAUCCUAAUCAGUUCAAAGGAGGCUUCACACAUAAUAUGGCCUUGUGGAAAUGCUCGCACUCACCUUCAAGCGUUUACCAUGUGAAAUCUUCUCAACCACAAAGUAUAAAGUACUUUGUAAGCUUGAUGGGCCAACAAUUCCGUUGUGGACUAUCAACCAGAGAGGGUAGUCUAAGUAUAAAGCUUGAUAUGCCUUCACACGAAAAGUCGAGGAUUGGCUGGAACUGGAAAGGUAUGCACCAGAAGCUUGGAGGUGUAGCUGGUGGACUUUGCUUUGGUUUUUCGGUUACUGGACUAGCAAGCGCUGAGGUUCCUAUCAUUAGAAUCAAUGACAAUGCUGAAACUUCAUCGUCAGCUACCAGUUUAACUCAUGGGAAUAAAGUGUACACAGAUUAUUCUGUCACUGGUAUUCCUGGAGAUGGUAGGUGUUUAUUCCGCUCUGUGAUUCAUGGUGCAUGUAUUAGAUCAGGGAAACCCAUACCUAAUGAAGACCUGCAGAGAAAACUAGCUGAUGAAUUGAGAGCGAUGGUCGCUGAUGAAUUUGUGAAGAGGCGGGAAGAGACUGAAUGGUUCGUUGAGGGAGAUUUUGAUACAUAUGUAUCGCAUAUUAGGGAGCCACAUGUGUGGGGAGGCGAACCAGAAUUGUUCAUGGCUUCCCAUGUUCUUCAGAUGCCAAUAACUGUUUACAUGCGCGAUGAAGAUGCGGGUGGUCUGAUAGCAAUUGCGGAAUAUGGUCAGCAGUAUGGAAAAGAGGACCCAAUCCAGGUCUUGUAUCAUGGUUUUGGCCAUUAUGAUGCUCUACAGAUUCCAGCAAAGAUUGGUUCAAAGCGGAAACUGUAGAAAUUGUUGAGUUCAAAAUUGUAAAGAGGCAAGGCUGCAGAAGGAUCUGGUUUGCUGGAACGGCUUCACCUUCAGGGCAGAGGUUCAUCAGAUCGACAUGCUACAUGGUGGGUGGGUGCAUGUGUUCCGUAAAAUAAUGGUAAAAAGGGUCACAUUAGACAUUGUAGUACACUGUAGUAUUUUUCGUUUGUUUAUGGUAAUUGUUGUUCUACUA